AUGUCUUCCUGGAAAAAGGCCGCUAAGGCCAACCAGAAGACUCACAAAGAGCGUCACCAGCCCGAAUCAAGAAAACACUUGGGUCUUUUGGAGAAGAAGAAAGAUUACAAGAAGCGAGCUGAUGACUACCAUGAGAAGGGUGAGACGUUGAAGCUGCUGAGGAAGCGGACCCUUGACAAGAAUCCCGAUGAGUUUUACUACCAUAUGAUCAAUUCUAAAGUGAAAAAGGGGGAACAUUAUGAGAAAGAAAAAGAGGAUGAGCAUACUCCAGAGCAGGUGAAGCUGAUGCAGACGCAGGACAUAAAGUACAUUAACAUGAAGAGGACUAUUGAGAGCCGUUGGAUCAACAGGAUGCAAGCUCAACUCCACAUGACCGACAUAGCAGAUGCAACACCCAAUAAACACACAUUCUUUGUGGACGAAGGAGAAGAGAAAGACUUUGAUCUAGCCAAGAGACUGGACACGCACCCAGCAUUCCUGGGAAGGAAGACUAACAGACCUAGGAUAUCAGAUCUAGACAAAUUAAACUUACCAGAAAUUGAUGAAAAGACACUGGAAUCAAUGAAAAAGAAGAAAGAGAAGUUGUACAAUGAGCUCUCAAAGAGAAUAGAAAGGGAGAAAGAGUUAAUGGUGAUACAGAGGAAGAUGGAAUUAAAGCGACAUCUACAGGAUGCAAAAGAAUUGAAACCAAAGAGAGUAAAAAAAGGUUCAAAGUCUGCAGCACCUGAGUAUAAGUUCCAAUAUGUUAGGAAGAAGUGAUAUUAAUGCUAAGACAAGUUAUAUAUUUUGUUUUGAUGGAUGUGUUUUCAUCAAAAAUACCUGUCAUGUUGUAGUGUGUAAUACAAUCUAUCAGAAGGUAUAAACUCUAAGCAGUACAUUUUGUAUGUAUGACUAAAAUAUGAAGUUAAAAAUGAUGAAUAUGUGAGAGAAGGCAACAUUUCUAAGGCAUUUACUAAAUAAAAUAAAAAUACAGUCAAAUGUU
Molecule: messenger RNA, 982 nt
Organism: Trichoplusia ni (cabbage looper)
Lineage: Eukaryota; Metazoa; Arthropoda; Insecta; Lepidoptera; Noctuidae
Product: probable U3 small nucleolar RNA-associated protein 11
Exons: 4
Coding region: 1-759 (252 amino acids)
Biological process (GO): rRNA processing
Cellular component (GO): nucleolus; small-subunit processome
Source: RefSeq, a predicted model, not a curated record